Messenger RNA from Osmia lignaria (orchard mason bee), 2295 nucleotides. RefSeq lists its product as uncharacterized. The record is from RefSeq and is a predicted model, not a curated record. Lineage: Eukaryota; Metazoa; Arthropoda; Insecta; Hymenoptera; Megachilidae. Gene Ontology annotation, molecular function: disulfide oxidoreductase activity; RNA binding. Gene Ontology annotation, cellular component: endomembrane system.
ACUAUUGUUGAUUGGAUUUACGUUUCUUCCAGCACCCGGCAGCGUGUGUAUACCGUACAUACCGGUGAAUAUUAUUUAAAAUAAAAUGUUGUACACUAAAUUCAGUUUUUCAUUUUAUAUAACAUGCUGUUGCUUAAUUUUGAGUCUUGUAAAUGCAAGUAUUCAGACAUCAUCUAAAACUACUUAUGCGGAACAACUUACCGAGGAAAAUUGGGAUCGUAUGUUAAUUGGAGAGUGGCUGGUAGAAUUUUAUGCUCCAUGGUGUCCUGCUUGUAAAGCACUUGAACCUAUUUGGGAACAUCUUGCUUCACAGAAAAAGAAUCUAAAUAUUAAUGUAGGAAAAGUUGACGUGACAGAUUCACCAGGACUUAGUGGAAGAUUUAUGGUUACUGCUUUACCAACAAUAUAUCACGUUAAAGAUGGCAUAUUCAGACAAUAUAAGAGUCCUAGAGACAAAGAUUCCUUAAUUGAAUUUGUAUCUGAAAGAACAUGGGAGAAAAUUGAGCCAGUUCCUGGUUGGAAGAGUCCAACUUCUGUUCAAAUGUCUGUCAUUAGCCAAUUCUUUAAAAUGUCCCAAGUAUUAAGGGGAAUACAUAAUAAACUUAUGGAAGAUUUUGGAUUACCUACCUGGGGUAGUUACUUAAUUUUUGCUAUUGCUACCAUUGUAUUAGGCGCAAUAUUGGGAUUGUUUAUCGUAUGCCUGAUCGAUUUUAUAUAUCCACCAAAACCUAUAAUGCUCCAGGAUAAAAAGAAACAUAGAGAAGGAUCAGGUGGAUUUAUGCAAGAGAAAAGUAUACAAGAUGAAGAAAUUGUUGAAAAUGUUAAAGAUGAUUUAGUUGAUGAAGAUUCUGAACAGGAAGGAUCUGAUAAAGAAGAAAAAGGAAAAGAUGCAGAUAAAGAUAGCAAAACUGAACCAAGCAGUCCGAAUGUUCGUAAACGUAAGCCACGUAAAGCAGACAAAGUAAUCAUGGUUAAAAAUAUGAAAAAGCGUUCAGCAAGUGAAUCUGAAGUGGUCGAAAAGAAAGCUGAGGCAGUAGGAAAUGUAAAUAAAGCUUUUAAAAAAAAGAAACCAGAAAAUAAAUCUGUACAAAAUGGACAAGGGGAUAAACAAAUUAAAAAGGAUGUACCUAAGAAUCUAAAGGUUGGAGUGAAAAAAAAUGUAGGACCCGUACAAAAUCUUAAUAAAAAGAAUUCAAAUGUUACUCCCAAAAAUACUGAAAAACAAAAAUUAGAUAGUAAAGAAAAUCAUGGGAAAAAGAAAAAUCGGUCAAUGAGUGUUAACUUCACUGUUGAUCAAUUAAAAGAAAAAAUUGAAAGUAUAAAUAAUCGAGAUGAACUUUCAAAAACAGCUAAAAGAAAGUUGGCAUUCUUGAGAAAGUUAUUGAUAGUAAAGGAGGGUAAAGAUACCACACAGGAUGCACAACAGAUGCAAAAAGCACGGAAUCAGAAAUCAGUAGAAGCUGUAAAAAAUAAACAGGUUCAAAAUAAGGCACAGAAUAAGAUGGUGCAAGGGCAGGCAAAGGCAAAGUUAAAUAAUCAGAAUAAAAAGAAGGAUGUUAACCAGAAAAAUCGGUUUGUUAUGAAACCACAAGAGGAGGAAGAAGAAGAGGACGAAGAUGAAGAUGAAGAUGAAGAAAUGGAUGCUGAAGAAAGUAAAGACGAAGAUGAAAGUGAUGUAGAAGAAGAAGAAGAAGAAGAAGAAGAGGAAGAGGAGGAGGUAGAGGGAGAAAGCGAAGAAGAGGUUGAAGAUGAAGAAGAAGAAGAAGAAGAAAGCGAAGAUGAGGCUGAAAAUAAUAAAGUUAAGACAAAUAAUGUUCAACCUGCACCAGAAAAGGAAAAGAACAAAAAUGAUGCCGAAGCAAAGAAGAAAAGAUAUGUUGUUUUUGUAGGGAAUUUACCAUUUAACAUUACUUCAGAAGAGAUUAAAAAGCACUUUUUAACUAAAGUAGGUAACAUUGUUGAUAUUAGGAUACCUACGAACGAUGCAAAUACACCGCGUGGAUUUGCUUAUGUUGAAUUUGCAAAUAACACAGAUUUUGAGAAAGCAUUUUCGUUACACCAUUCAAUGCUUAAUGGAAGAAGAGUGAACGUGCAAUAUUCUGGAGUUAACAAAAAAGAAGGUGUUGCAAAAAAUUUUAAAUUGCAGGCCCUCCAAAAAGCAGGCAAGUUUGCAGGUGGCAGGAAUAGAUAUCAACAUAAAAAUUUUGGUAACAAGGGAGGAAAAUAAAUUGACGAAACCAUCAUUGUUGAAUCAGUACACUUAAUUUGAAAUAAAUGUUUAAAUGUCACCUUUAA